This is a messenger RNA of Homalodisca vitripennis (glassy-winged sharpshooter), 1161 nucleotides long. RefSeq names its product cytochrome b-c1 complex subunit Rieske, mitochondrial (gene RFeSP). Bases 98 to 916 code for a protein of 272 amino acids. The record is from RefSeq and is a predicted model, not a curated record. Gene Ontology annotation, biological process: mitochondrial electron transport, ubiquinol to cytochrome c. Gene Ontology annotation, cellular component: membrane. The transcript has 5 exons. NCBI's taxonomy places the organism in Eukaryota, Metazoa, Arthropoda, Insecta, Hemiptera, Cicadellidae. Gene Ontology annotation, molecular function: 2 iron, 2 sulfur cluster binding; quinol-cytochrome-c reductase activity.
ACCUUUCUUUUUCGUACCUCUGCAAAAUCAGCUGUGCGAGUUCUUGGUGUGUGUGAUCAGGAGUUUGGACAUAGGAAGGCUAGAUUAAAAUUUAGCCAUGAUUAACGUUGUUUCCAAGUCUGCUAAUUUAUCACCUUACCUAAAAGCAACCAGCCAAGCCGUUGCUUCAAGUGUGAAACCUCUUGUAAAACCGGCAGUAAUUCCAGGCAAGUCCAUUUAUCCAACGCCACCAGUUCCCUUGACUAGUUAUGCCCUGACAAAAUUGUUACCUUCAAAUGACAUUAAAGUCAGAACAGGUCCCACAGUAACGACUCAGGUGAGAUGGGCCCAUACAGAUAUUCAGGUCCCAGACUUCUCUUCCUAUAGAAGGAAAGCUACAAGGGAUCCUACUUCAAAGAACGUCAACUCAGAUGAGUCAAGGAAAGCUUUCACUUACCUCAUUGUUGGAGGUGGUGCAGUGGCCACAGCAUACGCUGCAAAGACGGUGGUGCGUCAGUUGGUGUCUACGAUGAGUGCCAGCGCUGACGUAUUGGCUCUGGCUAAGAUUGAGGUCAAGCUGUCCGCCAUCCCAGAGGGCAAGAGUGUCACCUUCAAGUGGAGAGGCAAGCCUCUAUUUAUCAGGCACAGGACUGCCCAGGAAAUAGAGACGGAACGAGGUGUGCCACUUGCAGAACUUAGAGACCCACAGCACGAUAACGACCGAGUACAGAAGCCAGAGUGGUUGGUACUCAUCGGAGUCUGCACUCAUCUGGGCUGUGUGCCCAUCGCUAACGCUGGUGACUUCGGUGGGUACUACUGCCCUUGCCACGGCUCCCAUUACGACGCCUCUGGUAGGAUCCGUAAGGGACCUGCACCCUUGAAUCUGGAGAUCCCUACGUACGAGUUCCAGACGGAAGAAUUAUUAGUCGUUGGUUAAAUUUUAUAAAUAUUGUAACCACUUGUGAAACUAACCUAAUUAGUCAACACCAUGUAACUUUUAAUUCAAGUUAAAUAAAUUCUUGCUUGGCAAAUUUGAAUGUCUUUGUUUCAGUGUAUUGUAAAUACAUGUUUUAUUUCUUUUAAUUUGUACAAAUAUUUAUUACAAUUUUCAGUCAUACUGUGUACUGAUUGAAGUAUAAUGUGAAAAUAAAAGUUAUGUUGAAUAAAAGUUACAACCAAAUA